AUGGACAGGCGCGCGCCUUCUGGGGACUCCUCCCAAGAGCGCUGCGGCUCUGCCCUCUCAUCCAGAUCUUGCUGGGAGCUGGAGCAAAAGUGCAAUCUCUUCUCGGCUGAUCUGUUUGACAUGGGAUCUAUGCCACGCACCGUUCCUCUCCUGUGCAGUUCUUUCUCAGCUCGAGAUUCCUCUCAACCGGAGCACCAAAUCUACAAUAAUGAGGAUUAUUGUGGGCAAGUUUGGAAACAUUGCAAAAAUACCGUGAUGUCAAACUCUCCUUUCCAGACUUCCGCACCAAGAAAGGGUGGGCUUAGUGGUUCAUCCUCCAUGCUUACUGAUUUUUGGCAAUCAGAAAAAGACUUUUGUGUGUCUCUUUCUGGUAUACCAAACAGUCAGUUAGUAUGUUUUAACGGCCAUGGGGUUUCAUUUAACACUAGGAAGAACUCUUCACCAGCUCCUAAUGGGAUAUGCCUUGAGAAGAUCGGUAAUGGAACCUAUCUUAACAUGGUUGCUCACCCUGAUGGGUCUAGCAAAGCCUUCUUCUCCAGACAAGAUGGGAAAAUAUGGUUGGCCACAGUUCCUGAACAAGGAAGGGGAGAUGGCCUACAACUUGACGAGACGAUCCCAUUUCUUGAUCUCUCAACUGAAGGUCACCUCGGUUCAGACCUUGGACUCGAGGCUGUGGCAUUUCAUCCGGAUUUUAUAAACAAUGGACGCUUCUUUGUUUCAUACAUUUGUGAUGGAACUCAGUCAUCCAACUGUGCUGGUAGGUGUUCGUGUGAUCGCGAAGUUGGGUGCGACCCUUCAAAGCUCGGCUCUGAUAACGAUGUUGUCCCUUGCCGGUACCAACUACUUAUCUCAGAGUAUUCGGCAAAAGGUUCAUCAUCAAGCUUUUCCGAGGCAACAUAUGCCGAUCCAUCAGAAGUUAGAAGGGUCUUUUCAAUGGGGUUGCCAUACGUUCCUAACCAUGCGGGUCAGAUCCUUUUUGGACCUUCUGAUGGAUACCUGUACAUUUUGACAGGAAAUGGUGGAAUUAGGGGUGACCCCUUCAACUUCUCGCUGAAUGAGAAAUCUCUUUUGGGAAAAAUCUUGAGGAUUGACAUUGAUGAACUUCCAGAGAUGAAUGAAGUUGGUAACAAAAGCUUAUGGGGUAACUAUGCCAUUCCAAAGGACAAUCCCAAUACUGAUAAUAGUAACUUACGGCCAGAGAUUUGGGCCUUGGGUCUUGAAAACCCAUGGCGGUGCAGCUUUGACUCCUUGAGGCCUUUCCACUUGUACUGUGCAGACGAUGGCCAGGAACAAUACAAAGUGGUAGAUUUAAUAUCCAAGGGCGGAAACUAUGGGUGGAGUGGUGUGUAUGAGGACCAGCAUGUUCAGUAUCCACCGUGGGCAGUUCAAGGAACCAAACUAACAAAUGGCACCAUCUUCCCAAUAAUGGGCUAUAAGGUUCCUUCUACCACCAAAUCUGCAUCGAUAGUUGGUGGGUAUGUGUACCGUGGGUCUGCCGACCCUUGCUUGUAUGGAAGGUACCUAUUUGCUGAUAUGUACUCAUCGGCCAUGUGGACUGGCACGGUUAACACCGAUGUCAGUUGUAAAUAUACCUCUGCUUCCAUCCCGUUGAGCUGUUCUGAGAAGACACCGCUUCCUUGCGAAGGAUCCACCAACAGCCCUCUCGGCCGAAUAUUCUCGUUUGGUGAGGAUAACAAGCAAGAUGGCUUCAUCUUGGCGAGCCAAGGUGUCUACCGGAUUGUCCAGCCUAGCCUUUGUGGCUAUGCUUGUCUGACUGAUGCAACCUCGAAACAAGCGGCAACUUCUGUUUCCGGUGGUAAUCAAGGAUUGACAACAGUUAUGAAAGUGCUGAUUGCUGUGGCGUCAGUUCUGAUCGCAGGAGCUAGUAUCUAUUUCGCUUGGAGAUGUUUCUGCAAUAACUCAUCCAUUUGCUGCAAUGACAUAGAGACUAUUCAGGUAACCAAUAACACCACCACUCGCGGAGAUGGUCCUUCGGCGACUGCAACCAAACCAGGUGACGUUGAAUUGGCUGUGACUACUAGGCCUGCAGAGCAUCGUGCUCGCUAGUUACUUAUGGUUUUCACAUCGUGUGCUAGCUGUUGUGUUGAUUAAUGGAACCACACGUUGUAUAUGUUCCACUGGACGGUUUUCUUUGAGUUCUGUCUACACUCUUUGCAUGAAACAUCUGAAAAGUUAUGUAACCACAUUUGGAAAUUGGAAUAUGAACAACAUACAUUAGUAUUUUAACGUUUUAAGACUUUCUGCCGUGGGUAAAA
This is a messenger RNA of Brachypodium distachyon (stiff brome), 2276 nucleotides long. Its product is annotated as HIPL1 protein. The transcript is spliced from 6 exons. Lineage: Eukaryota; Viridiplantae; Streptophyta; Magnoliopsida; Poales; Poaceae. The coding region runs from base 1 to 2067 and encodes 688 amino acids. The record is from RefSeq and is a predicted model, not a curated record.